AUGCAAUGGUGGACCCACCUCUGGCUGAAUGAGGGCUUUGCCUCGUGGAUUGAGUAUCUGGCAGUGGAUCAUUGUUUUCCAGAGUACGAUAUUUGGACCGUCUUUCUCGCUAAUAACGUGUCAAGCGCCAUGGCAACAGAUGCACUGAAGACCAGUCACCCCAUAGAGGUUGAGGUGCAUUCGCCUGACGAAGUGGAUGAGAUAUUUGAUGCUGUCUCCUAUAAAAAGGGCUCCUCCAUCAUCCGUAUGAUUAACGACUACCUAGGAUCAGAGAAAUUUACGAAAGGCCUUCAACUCUACAUCCAAAGCCACAAGUACGGCAAUACGACGACAGAGGAUUUGUGGAAUGCGUUGUCUGAGGUUUGCGGUGAAGACGUGGGCAGCAUCAUGUCGACGUGGACACGGCAAGUGGGUUUUCCCGUCCUGACGGUGCACAAAGUGUGCGACACCGUGGAUGACGGACUUGUCAUUGCCAUUCAGCAGGAUCGUUUCCUCACCGAAGGCGGUUACAACGGUAACGGCAAUCACAUGAACACGCCGUCCACUCAUGGUGACACGUCUGCGUGGUAUGUGCCAGUGACGAUAUGUGAGGCCGCGGAUUCGACCAAGGUGUUGAAGCGCGUGUUGGUUCCACCAUCAGCACGGACAGAGGCCUUUCAUGUGCACUUGCCUGGCGGAUCACAAAUUCGGUUGAACCCAGGUGUUGUAGGCUUCUAUCGUGUGCAGUACGAGGGUAGUUUGAUGGCACCGAUAUUGGAGGCGUUGGGAGAGGGGCGUUUGGAGCAUCGCGAUCGGCUGUGUGUAUUGGCAGAUGCCUUCGCUUUGGCGCGUGCUGGUCGUGUGCGAAUGACGUCAGCGCUGACAAUGGCUUCGUCGUUGCACUGCGAGGGCGAUUACGUCGUUUGGUGUGAGUUGCGUGAGCAAUUGGGCAAACUUCGCAGCCUCAUUCAGGAGAGGUGUGCGACAUCAAAGGACGCAGGCGGGACGGGGGUCAUCACACCGUUUGAAGGGGCUCUGAACACCUUCAUUAUCCACCUGGCUGAGCCCUCCUUCAAACGCUUGGGUAGG
Molecule: messenger RNA, 1068 nt
Organism: Hydatigera taeniaeformis
Lineage: Eukaryota; Metazoa; Platyhelminthes; Cestoda; Cyclophyllidea; Taeniidae
Source: the annotation of a GenBank genome assembly